ACCGAUGACUAUCCGUCAGCCACACAAGACCACUAUCAAUGGCCGCGCAGCGAAUCUCGUCCUCGUCGUUGCCGUGCAUUCUGUAGGCCGCGUGUGAUGCGAGAGCGCUGCGAUUGACGCGGAACGCGAGCGCCUAGCCGCCCGCCACCAGCGCGUGUUUCGCUCGCCGCCUGCCGCGAGUUAGCGAAGUGUUUUCGCAUUCGCGACGUUCGCGUGCAUAGCAGCUCCCCUUGUUCGGUCGCGCGCCGGGGCUAUUCGUUUUGUGUUGGUCGUGUUGUCUCGUCUAGGUCGCGGCGAUAAAAUGGCGCACUGUUAGCCGCCGCCGCCGCCGCCGCCACCAGCAGCACGUCGCAGCCGUCGUCGCAGAGUCCCUGCCCCCCCAGCCGAAGCCAGCGCUGCUCAUGGAGGACGCGCUCAAUCACCAGAACGGCGCCCAGUUGGGCGGCCCACCGACGGGCAAUAACAAGCAGAUGGAAGACAGCCCGAACCCGCAGUACUCCAUACCGGGCAUCCUGCACUUCAUCCAGCAUGAGUGGGCGCGCUUCGAGCUGGAGCGUUCACAAUGGGAGGUCGACAAGGCCGAGUUACAGGCAAGAAUUGCAUUCCUGCAAGGAGAAAGAAAAGGGCAGGAAAACCUCAAAAACGAUCUGGUACGCCGCAUCAAGAUGCUCGAGUAUGCGCUUAAACAAGAGCGCGCCAAAUUCCACAAGCUGAAGUACGGCGUCGACCUGCAGCAGGGCGACAUGAAGCCGCCGGUAGACGAUCCCAGCCUCAAUGUGGAUUCCCAGCUGGAUAGCGAGACGCCGUACACGUCCGUAUCAAACGCCACCUGGAGACAGGGCAGACAAUUACUGCGACAAUACCUGCAGGAGAUCGGCUACACCGAUCGAAUUAUCGAUGUACGGUCAACGCGGGUGCGCGCUCUUCUCGGGCUCAACAACAAUGGCGAACAGGAAGAGAAUCACAACGGCGGGUCGGUCAAUGGCAACGAGACGAAUAAACGAGCGAGCGAAACACAAGCAGGAAGAACACCAGUGAAGAAAACGCAAGGCAGCUCACUCACCGAAGCGAUGAUGAUUGAUACCGAGGCGGCUGUGAUGGUGAACUUGGACUUCCUCACUGGUGCCGACGUUGACACGGAGGACGAAGAUGACAUGAGCGAUGAGUCCGUGUGUAUGUAUUCGGAAGAAAUGGACGUGAAGCGCAAGGCUGGCGAUGACGUCGAUGCUGAAGCGAUGGAGGUUCUCAACGAGCUCAAUCUUCUCUCGGAGUCGGAAGAUCGCGUCGAGAUUAAAACCGACGCGCCGACCGAGUGGAACAAGAACUUCCAGCAGCCGGGGCAGCAGCGGCCACGCAUUGGUCUCGGAGAUGAUGAGAACAUUGAUUCCAGCCUGGGACUGGGUGAGCUCGCACAGCUUACCGUCAAUAACGAAGCGGAGAGCUCCUACGACAUGGCGUCCAGCAAGGAGUCCUUCCGCAAGACGUGGAACGCCAAGUACACGCUGCGCAGUCACUUCGAUGGCGUGCGCGCGCUUGCAUUCCACCCGACCGAGUCGGUGCUGAUUACGGCGAGUGAGGAUCACACCCUCAAGUUGUGGAACUUGCAGAAAACCGUGCCGGCAAAGAAAUCCGCUUCACUGGACGUCGAACCAUUGUAUACGUUCAGGUGUCAUCAGGGGCCCGUGCUGUGUCUGGCGAUGUCUGGCACCGGAGAGCAUUGCUACUCAGGUGGACUGGAUGGUAACAUUCACUGCUGGAACACGCCCAAUUCGAACAUUGAUCCAUACGACUUGUACGAGCCUGACGUUCUCAACGCAACGCUGCAAGGGCACACCGAGGCGGUGUGGUGCUUGGCGGUGCUGCACUCGAGACAGCAGAUUUUGUCUUGUUCGGCGGAUAGUACAAUUAAAUUGUGGGCGCCUCAUGCUAAGACACAUCUGUUGAAUACGUUCUCAUCGGAGCAAGAUGGCAUUCCGAAUAGUGUAGACUUCUGUCGCGACGAGCCGAAUAAAAUUGUUGGCGCGUUUGCAAGUUCUCAUUGCGUCGUUUUUGACACAGAAACGGGGAAACCGAUCGUACGCUUGGAGGGCGAGACGAAUGCUGCAUCAAGCCGGCAAAUAAAUCGAGUGGUCUGUCAUCCGACACUGCCGCUGACGGUGACCGCGCAUGAAGACCGCCAUAUCCGCUUUUGGGACAACAACACCGGCCAAAUGGUGCAUUCGAUGGUGGCGCAUCUGGACGCCGUGACUAGUCUGGCGGUUGACCCGAAUGGGCUGUAUUUGCUCUCAGGUUCGCACGACUGCUCGAUACGUUUAUGGCACUUGGACAAUAAGACGUGCGUGCAGGAGAUCACCGCCCAUCGCAAGAAGUUCGACGAGAGCAUCCUGGACGUGGCCUUCCAUCCGUCCAGACCUUACAUCGCCAGUGCCGGCGCUGACGGCUUAGCUAAGGUCUUCGUUUAAGAGGCGCGAUCGCGGCGAACUUUGACACACCCAACCCACACAGAAACACCCCAACACACACUGCUGCUACUGUAUAUAUUUACGAAACUGUCGUUCCGAAUUAUUGUUUGCUUUAGUUCCAUUACGAAUUGAUUGAUGACGAACGACGAACUGUAUGCGGGCGCAUUCAUUUGUACAUAACGCGAAUCUAUCUACAAGUUGAGGACAUUGAUACUAAUGACAGAGACAUUUACUCGUAAGCUUUUUCAAAAUACUCUAGAAUUGUACUGGUUAAGUGAUGUUUUCUACAGGCAGUGCGGCACGACGACGAUUUUAUUUUGUUUCGAAUCUCAACACACUCACACACACACAUAUACUAUUCACGGCGCAUCAUUAAGUUUAAGGCACAAUUAUCAAUUGUAUAUGAAUACUGAAUUUAACCUGUGUAUUUAUUUUCUCGGCUUAUUUUAGGCAUGCAUUUUUUUAUAUAGAAGUAAUUUGCGCGUACACGCUCAUACUAACAUACACUCUCUCACACACAUACACACACUAUCGAUGUAGAUCAAGAUGAACAGGCGUAGUUAUUAAGCGUGUACAUAUUUCGUAAAAUACGGCGGAUUAUAAAAGUAAUUUUAACGAUAACAAAUUAACGUAAACCUAUAAGCGAACCGUAGCGCGUAGAGUGGUAAGCAGAUGCGUUAAGUUUAGUUGAUUAACGUUGUAACAAUUAAUUACAAGACAAACAGCAGGUUUAUUGGACCGACUAAACGCGAACCUUAGCAACCACAACCAAUUAGGGAUAAUGAAUAUACUGAGGUUUUAUGCUUAAGUUUCACACACACACACACACACAUCAUACACAAACACGAUAUUUAUCUUGUAUUCGAUUCUUAUUACAUUCUCUUAUCAUUGUUAUCAUCGCUAAUUUAAAAAGGGAAACACUAAUAUAAGAAAGUAAGCAAAUAACUAUGUAAAACAUAAACUAAGGUUUAAAAUGUACUUGUGACCGCGAAUACACACACACACACACACAUACACACAGCCAGAAACACACAUUCAUAUACGCGCGUGUACGAGAAUAUUAGUUAAUUUAUAUUUACGAACGAAGAUUGAAAUGAGUACGAUUGUGGUGCACUAGGCGUACGAACAGUUGCUGAUUUGUGUCGGACGCCAUGUGAGGGCAUGUGUAAACUAAAACGCAUUUAAAAGGUCUCGUUUUCCACCAAGCUCUCUUUUUACCCCUGAUAUUUAUUUAUACAAGUGACCACGUGCGGGAGAAGUACCGUCAUUGCAAGCAAGUUUUCAUUAAUUAGAUCGUGUAAACUGUAACAAUAUAGUGAUAUAUAUAUAUUAUAUAUACACCCCCUCUCCCUAUACAUAUAUAAAUAUUUAUUAAUAUUCAAUCUGUGUGUAAAAAAAUGUAUUAUUUCAAAUAAUGUAUAAUUAAAACAUGAUAAAGAUCGGUCGUGUAUACUGCUGGUGGCUAGUUAGCGCCGAUGGGUUGUAGUUUCUGUGGCUUAGUUCAAUGGAACGGUUUCUGAGAGUGUCAGUAAAGCAUUCGGAAACUACAGGUAAGCAUGUACCAGAUAUGUACAGUAUAAACUCGUUAGAAUUAAACUUAAACCCUAUAAUGGUUUAGCAACCACUUUUUUAUAUUUUUGUUUCUUACGGCAUUUUUGUAAUUCAAGCUGCAGGCAGGAAGUGCUCUAAAACGAUUAUUAAAAGUUGGUAUUUUUAUAAAACAAAUUAAAAACUUUGUGGAUAACUCUUGUUAUCUUGUUGACGAAUUCAAUUGUUUUUAGAUUUUUACCGCCAUACAAUAGUUCAAACAAUUUUUGCACUCACAGCAAGUAAAAAUUGACCAGUUUGUUCAGUUAUUAGUUAUUAUCAGUUAGAUUAUGUCGGAUUAAGCCACUAUAUAAGCGCAAUAUUUAAGCAUAACGUAUAAAUUAAUUUCAAAGUACGUUAAAUUAUUUUGAAUCAAGUAUCCGCUCACUUAAUAGUGUAUUGCAAUGAACGAAGAAGAAAUUGUAAAAAGUGGUCAGGAGGAAAUGGUUCGAUUGGCUGAAGAGAUCCAGCAACAAUCCGAAAUAAAAAUGAGGCAAAAAGAAGAAGAACUAGAGCAAGAACGAGUAACGAUGUUGAUGAAAUGGUCUUCCAAGGAGUUGGCUGAAAAGGAAAAGAUUCGUGACGCUCAAGAAAAAGAUAUCGAGAGAAUGGUAAAACGAGUGAGCAAGGACGUCGACAAGAAGCUGGAGGUCAUCCGAAAGAAACACAGGCAGUUGGAGAGAAUUGAAAAGAGCGCACUUGCGCGUGAUGGCAAAGCCCAGAUCCGACAGAAACAACUUGAGAUUGCGCGCAAGAUUCGGCAACAUAAGCAAAAGGAUGUUCUGAUGGCUGUAGAACGCGCAUUAAAGAGCAAUAACAGUCAAGAGCCUAAUGAUGAGGACUAUGUCACCCCGGCGACUCGAGCCCUGUUAAUUCCAAAAAUCGAGAUGAACGCUGACGAUUCAGAUGAAGAACCAAGUGGUUCUUCACCACGUGACCACUAGAUUCUGAAAAUAACAAAUACCUAUUUGUAUUUAGGGAUCAUCUGGGUGGGGUUGAGACAUUUUUGCAUACCUAAUUGUGUAAUAAAACGAUGAUAACGA
Messenger RNA from Dalotia coriaria, 5092 nucleotides. It is a transcript of the gene Cka, whose product is annotated as Connector of kinase to AP-1. Bases 402 to 2462 code for a protein of 686 amino acids. NCBI's taxonomy places the organism in Eukaryota, Metazoa, Arthropoda, Insecta, Coleoptera, Staphylinidae. The transcript has 6 exons. The record is from RefSeq and is a predicted model, not a curated record. Gene Ontology annotation, molecular function: protein binding.